AGUCAUCUACAAUUAUUCUGUUAGAAUACAGGCGACUGCCGCACUUAGACCUCGAACGUUCAACAUGGACGUGAUUCCUCCAGAGUACGAUGAGGCAACGAAGGAGCGCGUGUAUCGCCAGGAGUGGCUCGAACACUUCCACUACAUCGGAUACGAAGCUGCGCUGCGUGACUUCCCGGCGCAGUACCACGCGUUGUUCCCUCACGGGCAUCAGCGACCGCCGAUGCGACCAGUUCAGGUCCCCACCGCGGGACCUGCUGGUGAGCCGCCCCAGCAGCAGCAGCAGCAGAGAGCGGAGAACGACCGCGCCGUGCCUGCAACGUCGGCCACCGCGCCCACCGGCUCCUCUGCCCUCACCAACACGCAAGAAGGUGCGCGCCGACCCGCGGAGGCAGAGCGCCGCGAUGGCCGAGAGCUGCGUAGCGAUCGAGAGCGACGCCCGCAUAGCAGUCGGCGCGACGACGACGACGACCACGAGCGCAGUCGCCGCCACCACCACCAUCGCCACCGCAGCGACUCCGAGCGCCGCAGCGACCGCGGCCACCACCGCAGUUCUCGCGACGACGGACAGUACGGCGGUAACAGCAGCAGCGGUAGCCGCCGUCGUCGUCGCUCCGACGAGCGGGAAGAGCGUCGGGUGCGGCACUCGUCGUCGCACGAUGACGAUAGCCGUCGGUCUCGCCGCGAAGGGGACAUCGGGUCGUCACGCAGUCGUGCAUACGAAGAGCGCCGCGAGGACGCUCUACGCCGGCGUGCUCCAAACUACCGGCGUUGA
Leptomonas pyrrhocoris is the source of this 775-nucleotide messenger RNA. Its product is annotated as splicing factor PTSR1 interacting protein. The record is from RefSeq and is a predicted model, not a curated record. The transcript has a single exon. NCBI's taxonomy places the organism in Eukaryota, Euglenozoa, Kinetoplastea, Trypanosomatida, Trypanosomatidae. Bases 65 to 775 code for a protein of 236 amino acids.